Molecule: messenger RNA, 1260 nt
Organism: Vanderwaltozyma polyspora DSM 70294
Lineage: Eukaryota; Fungi; Ascomycota; Saccharomycetes; Saccharomycetales; Saccharomycetaceae
Product: TLC domain-containing protein
Exons: 1
Coding region: 1-1260 (419 amino acids)
Biological process (GO): ceramide biosynthetic process
Cellular component (GO): membrane
Molecular function (GO): sphingosine N-acyltransferase activity
Source: RefSeq, a predicted model, not a curated record
AUGAUACAACCUAAUGAAACUAACAUUUCAUACUCUAUGAAAAAGGAACAUCUACCAUUUUCAACUGCAAAUGAAGAUGUAACAGUUAAUACAAAAAUUAAAGCCAGGUCACGUAGAACCUCAUCCAUCGGGAAGAUUAAUUUAGGUGACAAUAAUAUUAAUAGUUUUGGAACAAUGAGUGAAAGUAAAGAAUCAAAAAUUGCUUCUAAGAACAGAUUACAAUAUUUAUCCAACACUUCAAAGAAUGAUAAGGACCUUCUCAAAAAAAUAUGGCUUUCAUAUAGGGAAAUGAAUUAUCGUCAUACAUGGCUGACACCUUUAUUAAUAUUGCUAACAGUUUAUAUUACUUAUUACACUUCAGGGAAUAGAACUGAAACCAAUCCUCUACAUCAAUUUGUCACAAUUUCAUAUAAAAUUGGAGACACUGACAAUUAUGGUAAGGGUAUCAAAGAUUUAUCUUUUAUAUUUUUCCAUAUGAUAUUUUUUACAUUUUUAAGAGAAUUCUUAAUGGAUCUCGUUAUUCGUCCAUUAACAAUUAAUAAAUUAAAAAUUACUGCUAAGCAUAAAGUUAAUAGAAUGAUGGAACAAGUGUAUUCAAUAAUAUAUUAUGGGAUAUCUAGUCCUUUUGGGUUAUACAUAAUGUAUAACUCUGAUCUAUGGCUUUUCAAAACUACAGAAAUGUAUCAAACAUAUCCAGACUUAUACAAUUCUUACUUAAUGAAAAUAUACUAUCUAGGCCAAGCGGCAUUUUGGGCCCAACAAGCUUGUAUUUUAGUUUUACAACUAGAAAAGCCAAGAAAAGAUCAUAACGAAUUGAUAUUUCAUCACAUUGUUACCUUAUUAUUGAUUUGGUCCUCUUAUGUUUUCCAUUUCACUAAAAUUGGAUUAUCUGUUUAUAUUACCAUGGAUGUAUCUGAUUUCUUUUUAGCAUCUUCUAAAACUUUGAAUUAUUUGGAUUCAAAUUUAACGCAAGUAACCUUUAUAAGUUUUGUUUUCUCAUGGGUUUACCUGCGUCACUAUGUCAACCUAAAGAUACUAUGGUCUGUAUUGACAGAAUUCCGUACUGUAGGUCAAUACACUUUAAAUUUUGCAACUCAGCAAUAUAAAUGUUGGAUUUCGUUGCCAAUUGUCUUCAUUUUAAUUUCAGCCCUUCAGUUGGUUAACAUGUAUUGGUUUUUCUUAAUUCUAAGAAUUCUUUAUAGAAUUGUUUGGUUAGGCAUAGUAAAGGACGAGAGAAGUGACAGUGAAUCAGAAGAUUGA